Messenger RNA from Ipomoea nil (Japanese morning glory), 957 nucleotides. RefSeq names its product protein FAR1-RELATED SEQUENCE 5-like. The coding region runs from base 1 to 957 and encodes 318 amino acids. Gene Ontology annotation, molecular function: zinc ion binding. NCBI's taxonomy places the organism in Eukaryota, Viridiplantae, Streptophyta, Magnoliopsida, Solanales, Convolvulaceae. The record is from RefSeq and is a predicted model, not a curated record. The transcript is spliced from 2 exons. Gene Ontology annotation, biological process: regulation of DNA-templated transcription.
AUGGACUCCAAGUCUUUUGAGGAUGCAUGGAGUUGUAUUAUGGAGGAAUAUGGUUUGGGUGACAAUGGUUGGUUUCGUUACUUGUUUGAUUCUCGUACAUUUUGGGCAUCCCCAUAUUUUCAUGACGAGUUUAUGUCAGGUUUGGUUAGGACAACGUCUCGAUCAGAGUCUAAAAAUAGUUUUUUUGGUACGUUUUGUAAUGGUCAUUCUAGUUUGGUUGAGUUCUUGGUGCAUUUUGGAAGUGCUAUUGGUGCGCAGCGUCAUGCACAAGCAAAAUUGAAUGCUGAUUGUGAAUCUUGUUUUCCUGUUUUGAAGACACCAUUGGCGUUGGAGAAGCAUGCAAUGGAUGUUUACACCAUUUUUGUAUUUUAUGAUGUUCAAGUAGAGAUUUAUGCAACUUGUUAUUCGUGUCAAGUGGCGUCUUUGUGCGAUUGUGAUGGUCAUGUGUCCUAUGGGAUAAAAGAUGGUGCCCAACGGGCAUGGUAUGUGGAGCUAGUCUUGCCUGAUUACACUGCUACUUGUUCUUGCAAGAUGUUUAAGCGGAUGGGGUUGUUGUGUACGCAUAUUUUUUUUAAAGAUCGUGGGCUUGAGAGUAUUCCUUCUAGGUAUUUUGUGUCUCGGUGGACAAAGGGUGCUUGUUUGAAGCCAAUAUUUCAUAUUGAUGAUACAAUUGUUGAUGAAUCUUCUAAAGUGGAGAACCUACGACGUGUUCUUUGUGAGCAAAGGCAAUUAUUUCUUCAAGAUGGGAGUGAGAAUAGCAGUGGGGUGGUGGCUGGUGGCAGCAAACAAAGUGUGAUCAAUUCAUUUUGUGGAGCUGUGUCACAGGGGUCAAUAGUGGAGGUGCGUGAUCCUAUUCAAGCUAACAACAAGGGUAACGGUAAGUGGUUGAAGAGUACAAGGGAGAAAACUGCUAGUAAGUGCAUGUGUAAAGCAAUCAAGGAAAUGUCAUACUUGUGA